AAGACUUGCGGGUGCCACUGCUGGGAGUGCGGCUGGAGGGAGUUCGGCUGGAGGGAGUGUGGUUGGAGGGAGUGCGGCUGGAGGGAGUGCGGUUGGAGGGAGUGAUGCGGCUGGGAGCACGUGGUGCAGCCACGAGUGCAGCUGAGGGGCGGAGAGCACCCACGGCGAGGAGGAGCGCGCUGCACACACGCCUUCACACCCGUCCUGCUUCCCUCCUCCUCUCAUCUGUCGCUCCUCCUCCUCUGGCUGCCAGUGCUCUCACCACAGGACCCUCCGGUGAUAGAGGCAAGCGCCAUGAUGUGAGCAUGGUGACUGGGAGGUGGACACUCACUGUAAGUUGGUAUGGUCCCUGGUGAGGCCUGCAGCUCCCCACGCACCCACUCGCCCCGUCCGCUCCUGCAACACUCCAACAGCGGCAAUGCAAGACCGACUAUUGAAGACUGACAAUCUGGCAACAACCAGGGGGAAUAUUUGUACAUUGCGCAUAUUCCUUCGUCAAUCGCUUUUGUUUGUCCUUGCUUUCAAUCUCAUUCGCUUCAGAACUCACUCCCCCUCCCUCUCUCUUUCACCUGCCCCUUCCCCUCUCCCCACCUGCCUUCCCUCCCUCUGCCCCUCUCCCCACAGUUCAUUUUGGGGUGAUGGGCGCGUGGCGAUGGUAGCGCAUGGCACUGGGGCGGAAGGGCUCAUACUAGAGUUGUAGGGGGUUAGAAACGCAUUCAUCCUCAUGCCCGCGUCCCUCUCUUACCUAGUCCGCCUCGCGUGCUAGCUCCAUGCCCUGGUGCUGUGGGCUACCAUCGCCCUUUCUCUUUAGUUGGAAUUUGCACCGUGUUUCACAAGAUGCAUUCUCGUUAUCGGUUUUGCUUCUUGCAAAUAGGACCAUUUCUUUGAAUCAUUCACUGUUCAUGCAUGUAUCUUUUGCUUGUUGUAGCACGUUUCUUUGGCUUGGCAUGCCUUGAUCUAACUUUCUGCAUCUCCCUCCCCAAGUGCUCUUCUCCCCGCACCAUUCCCUUGCACCAUUCCCAAGGGGGUGUGCACUGCAGAGCCAGAGUGGGAGGGCAGUGGGAUGACGCACGGUAGGCAGUCACAGCGGUGUGACUGCCCCCUGCGUGCCCUGCUGACCACUGCACUCCCCCUCGCGCCGAAGGCUUGCGGGUUCUGCUGCUGGGAGUACUGCUGGAGGGAGUGCGGUUGGGGGGAGUGCGACUGCAGGGAGUGCGGUUGGAGGGAGUGCGGUUGUUGGGAGGGGAGCAGCAUGGGAGCACGUGGUGCAACCACGAGUGCAGCUGAGGGGCGGAGAAGGAGCGCCCUGCACCGACCCUUCCACACCCUCUCGCUCUCCUCCUCCCUUCACCUCUCCCUCCUCCUCCUCUUGCUGCCAGUGCUCUCACCACGGGACCCUCCCCAGGUGAUAGAGGCAAGCGCCAUGAUGUGAGCAUGGUGGCUGCGAGGUGUGGUAUGGUCCCUGGUGGGACCUGCAGCUCCCAACACACCCACUCGCCCAAGCGCUCCUCACACUGCAACUCGCUCCUCUCCCUGGUGGUCUCUUUGCAUCGCUUGCCUCGCUUGCCGUGGCGAUCCUCAAUAUGUCCUUGUGUUAGGUACGUGGUGGGGAACACGCGUGGCAGUCUUGCCGUGGUUAUCCUCUCACUCCAAGCCCGCCUGUCCACCUUCGCACCCACAGACAGCACAGACGGCACAGAUAGCAUGGACAGCACAGCACAGCACAGCACAGCACAGCACAGCACAGACUCGGACAGCCACAUCGGCAGCAUCCACACCCCCAUUAUCCACACCACUUUCUAAUCACAGGGCCGCACCUAACCACAGGUACUGUAGCACUCUCUAAUCACAGGGCCGCGCCUAACCACAGGUACUCUAGCACUCUCUAAUCACAGGGCCGCGCCUAACCACAGGUACUCUAGCACUCUCUUAUCACAGGGCCGCGCCUAACCACAGGUACUCUAGCACUCUCUAAUUACAGGGCCGCGCCUAACCACAGGUACUCUAGCACUCUCUAAUCACAGGGCCGCGCCUAACCACAGGUACUCUAGCACUCUCUAAUCACAGGGCCGCGCCUAACCACAGGUACUCUAGCACUCUCUAAUCACAGGGCCGCGCCUAACCACAGGUACUCUAGCACUCUCUAAUCACAGGGCUGCGCCUAACCACAGGUACUCUAGCACUCUCUAAUCACAGGGCCGCGCCUAACCACAGGUACUCUAGCACUCUCUAAUUACAGGGCCGUGCCUAACCACAGGUUCUCUAGCCAAGCUUCAAGAAUGAUUGCAUAAUGGAAGAACUCAUGGAAAAGGGAAUUUUCUGUUGGAGCAAUGGAGUGAGCAACAGCAAUGGGUUGAAAGAAUUUCCUGUUGUAACUCUUGAUUCUUAGUAGCAGUGCUGGUGGCGGUGGUGGCUUUUAGUGCUUGGAGCUUCUUCUGUAGGUUUGACCUCAGGUACCCAGAGCGGUCAGAGCAGAAGAGGAGGCGCCGACACUGCAAACCUGGUAAGACUGGCAUCAGCAGCAGUGGCGGGAGUUGCAGAAAGGAGGGGGCAGUACUGGCAGGCGCUGUUGCUAUGGGCACAAGGUGUGUUGGCUCUGCCUUGGCAUACUGUCUUCAUGUCAUAAUUUUCAAUCAUAUUCAAUCAUUCUUGCAAUCCCUGAGCCACUACCCCCCGUGCCACUACCCCUCAUGCCACUACUCACGUGCCACUACCCCCCGUGCCACUACCCCGCGUGCCUCUACCCGCCGUGCCACUACCCGCCUUGCCACUACCCGCCGUGCCACUACCCCCUUGGCACUAACCCCCGUGCAACCACCCCCCGUGCCACUACCCCUCGUGCCACUACCCUUCGUGCCACUACCCCUCGUGCCACUACCCCCCGUGCCACUACCCUCCGUGCCACUACCCUCGUGCCACUACCCCCCGUGCCACUACCCCCAUGCCACCACCCCCGUGCCACUAUCCCCCGUGUCACUACCCCCCGUGCCACUACCCCCGUGCCACUACCCCGGUGCCUCUACCCGCCAUGCCACUACCCGCCGUGCCACUAUCCCCCGUGCCACUACCCCUCGUGCCUACCCCCCAUGCCACUACCCCCCAUGCCACUACCCCACGUACCACUACCCGCCGUGCCACUCCACCACGUGCCACUACCGCCCGUGCCAUUACCCCCCGUGCCACUACCCAGUCCCACUACCCACGUGCCACUACCCCCCAUGUCACUACCCCCGUGCCUACCCCCCGUGCCACUACCUGCCCUACCACUACCCACGUGCCACUACCCUCCGUGCCACACCCCCCGUGCCAGUAUCGCUAUCCCCUCUUUCCCUAUCCCCUCUUUCCCUAUCCCCUCUUUCCCUAUCCCUUCUAUCCCUAUCCCUUCUGUCCCUAUCCCUUUUACCCCUAUCCCUUCGCUAUCCCAUCUAUCCCUAUCUCUUCUAUCCCUAUCGCCUCUCCCCCUAACCCCUCUAUCCCUAUCUCUUCUAUCCCUAUCGCCUCUCGCACUAAUCCCUCUAUCCCUAUCGCCUCUCCCCCUAACCCCUCUAUCCCUAUCGCCUCUCCCCCUAACCCCUCUAUCCCUAUCUCUUCUAUCCCUAUCGCCUCUCGCACUAAUCCCUCUAUCCCUAUCGCCUCUCCCCCUAACCCUCUAUCCCUAACUCUUCUGUCCCUAUUCAUCUAUCCCUUUCCCCUCUAUCCGUCUCCUCUUUCCUUAUUCCCACUAUUCCCAUCCCCUCUGUCCUUUAAGCUGCAGCAGCAGCGUUACAGCAUUCUGGCAGCUGCAGUAUCUGCUGUCCCCCCUGUUUGGUCCUGCUGUGUAUUGGUGGGUCGUUCCAUUGUGGUGAGAUGGUGCCUUACAGAGUGCCUCAUUAAAGCCCCAAGCUAAAAUAGCAAGCCCCAUUCAAGUUGGACCCAGCUUGAACAAGAAAAUGGGCUUGGUUUGAACAAGAGUUGGGGUUUUUUUGUGGGGGCAGCUGGCUAUGUUUGAAAUAGAUUCGGAAGCAGUUUGUGCAUGGAAACUAUCGAAUUGGGGGUGGACUUACUGUUCACUUGCUCGUGUGACGACGAUCUUGUUGAGUGAC
Molecule: messenger RNA, 4082 nt
Organism: Closterium sp. NIES-67
Lineage: Eukaryota; Viridiplantae; Streptophyta; Zygnematophyceae; Desmidiales; Closteriaceae
Source: the annotation of a GenBank genome assembly